Molecule: messenger RNA, 1065 nt
Organism: Nanorana parkeri
Lineage: Eukaryota; Metazoa; Chordata; Amphibia; Anura; Dicroglossidae
Gene: EIF6
Product: eukaryotic translation initiation factor 6
Exons: 6
Coding region: 31-636 (201 amino acids)
Biological process (GO): maturation of 5.8S rRNA; cytosolic ribosome assembly; ribosomal subunit export from nucleus
Cellular component (GO): preribosome, large subunit precursor; nucleolus; cytosol
Molecular function (GO): ribosomal large subunit binding
Source: RefSeq, a predicted model, not a curated record
CACAGUGUGUUUGAAGGAGAACUUUCAGAGAUGAUACCUGUUGUCCAUGCAUCAAUAGCGGGGUGCAGAAUUAUUGGGAGGAUGUGUGUAGGAAAUCGUAAUGGCCUUCUAGUUCCAAACAAUACAACAGACCAGGAGCUCCAAAACAUAAGAAACAGUUUGCCAGACUCUGUUCGGAUCCAAAGAGUAGAGGAGAGACUGUCUGCUUUAGGGAAUGUCAUAGCUUGUAAUGAUUAUGUAGCUCUGGUUCACCCGGACCUUGAUAGGGAAACUGAAGAGAUUUUGGCAGAUGUGCUGAAAGUAGAGGUUUUCAGACAGACUGUUGCUGAUCAAGUUCUAGUUGGGAGUUACUGUGCGUUCAGCAAUCAAGGAGGGUUGGUGCAUCCUAAAACCUCAAUAGAAGAUCAAGAUGAGUUGUCUUCUCUUUUGCAGGUUCCCCUUGUGGCUGGAACAGUAAAUCGAGGUAGUGAAGUAAUUGCAGCAGGGAUGGUUGUUAAUGACUGGUGUGCAUUCUGUGGUCUGGACACAACAAGUACAGAGCUGUCAGUAAUAGAAAGUGUAUUCAAACUAAGCGAUGCCCAGCCAAGUACUAUUGCCACCAUUAUGAGGGACUCGCUGAUUGACAGUUUGACAUAAACGGUUCCGUGCCGGGAAAAAAUUACCCUGACUGGUGAAGUUCAUCUGCUCCCUGUAUUAAACCAUAUUCAUUAAUUCAACACAGGACUUCUGCCAUCUGUCAUCAUGGCUUCAUCUGAAUCUAAAUAUUGUAUCGGCGCUAAAAUAUACUAAUAGUUAUACCACCUUUUGCACCCAAGAAGGAAGCAUAUGUAACAAAGCACUGACAAAUGUUCUUAACUAUAAUAAAUACAUCUUUAUCAUUAGUAUAUUACAGUUUGUAUGUUUUGCCUUGCUUUCAAGCAGGACUUGUCUUCCAAGAAGUCUAGAUUUUAAUUUCAAGCUUCUGAUAUUAAAGUAUAACUCCCAGGCACUAUGUAAAAUAAAAUUCAACUAUGUAUUAAAAAUGUAUUUUUUAAAAGCCUAGCAUAUGUAAUUGAAUUUGGUUUU